Molecule: messenger RNA, 1281 nt
Organism: Rotaria sordida
Lineage: Eukaryota; Metazoa; Rotifera; Eurotatoria; Philodinida; Philodinidae
Source: the annotation of a GenBank genome assembly
AUGACUGUGUACGAGAUAUCUGGUCAACCACAUUUGGCCAAACAAUCUCUAGCUGAAAUGGAUCCUAAUCAAUUAUCACCAUUAACACCUGAAGUGAUUAGUCGACAAGCAACCAUUAAUAUUGGUAUAAUUGGUCAUGUCGCACAUGGUAAAUCAACAGUUGUUAAAUGUUUAUCUGGUGCUGCAACAGGUCGAUUUAAAAGUGAAAAAGAUCGAAAUAUGACAAUUAAAUUAGGUUAUGCCAACGCCAAAAUAUUCGAAUGUGACAAUGAUAAAUGUCCUCGACCCAGACGUUUUCGUUCAGCUGGUCCAAGUAAAGAAGAUGUAUUUCCAUGUGAUCGACCAAGAUGUGGCGGUCAAUUUCGUCUUGUUCGACAUGUUUCAUUUGUUGAUUGUCCUGGUCAGGAUUUUCUUAUGGCAACUAUGUUAAACGGUACCGCUGUUAUGGAUGCUGCUCUUUUACUUAUCGCUGCUAACGACACUUGCCCACAACCACAAACAUCUGAACAUUUAGCAGCUAUAAGUAUAAUGAAUUUAAAUUCAAUAUUGGUCUUACAAAAUAAAAUUGAUCUUGUUAAAGAAGUUCAAGCAAAAGAACAAUAUCAACAAAUUAUUGAUUUUCUUAAAGUUAUUCGAUCAUUUGAUGUUAAUAAACCCGGUACCAAAGUUGAUGAUCUGAAAGGUGGUGUAGCCGGUGGUAGUAUUCUUAAAGGCAUUUUGAAAAUUGGUCAAGAAAUUGAAGUACGUCCUGGUAUUGUAUCAAAAGAUAAUGAAGGUCGUCUUCAAUGUUGUCCACUUCUUUCAAAAAUUGUUUCACUCUAUGCUGAACAGAACGAUUUGGCUUUUGCUGUACCUGGUGGACUUAUUGGCGUUGGAACAAAAAUUGAUCCGACUUUAUGUCGAGCUGAUCGUCUUGUUGGUCAGGUACUUGGUGAAGUUGGUGCAUUACCAGAGAUUUAUACUAAAAUUCAAAUAAUUUAUUUCCUUCUUAGACGUUUGGUUGGUGUACGAACUGAAGGUGAUAAAAAGGGUGCCAAGGUUGCUAAAUUAACUAAAAAUGAAAUGUUAAUGGUUAAUAUUGGUUCAGUAUGUACCGGUGGUCGAGUAUUAGCUAUAAAAGAUAAUUUAGCUAAAAUUCAAUUAACAAGUCCAGCUUGUGUUGAAGUAUCUGAAAAGAUUGCUUUAAGUCGUCGUGUUAAUUAUGAUUUUCGUUUGAUUGGUUGGGGAGAAAUUCGACGAGGGACAGUGAUUAAACCACAGGUGGAAAUACCUACAACAUGA